This is a messenger RNA of Oryza brachyantha (malo sina), 3595 nucleotides long. Its product is annotated as importin-9. Lineage: Eukaryota; Viridiplantae; Streptophyta; Magnoliopsida; Poales; Poaceae. Gene Ontology annotation, molecular function: small GTPase binding. Gene Ontology annotation, cellular component: nuclear envelope; cytosol. The transcript is spliced from 33 exons. The record is from RefSeq and is a predicted model, not a curated record. Bases 152 to 3247 code for a protein of 1031 amino acids. Gene Ontology annotation, biological process: protein import into nucleus.
CCGCCGGAUCCCCCCGCUCCGCCCCGCCGCGCGAUCCCGUUCGAAACUUCGAUCCCGUGAAGGCGCGGGAAGCCAAAGUAAGUGUGUGUGUGUGUGUGUGUGUGCGGGAGCACGAACCCUAGGGCAGGCAGCGGCGUCGGUGUCGGUUGCAAUGGCGGCAGCGGCGGGGGGCGCGGGGGACGGCGACCAGAGGUGGCUGGUGGAGUGCCUGACGGCCACGCUCGACACCGCCCGCGACGUCCGUGCCUACGCCGAGGAGUCGCUCCGCCAGGCCUCCCUGCUCCCCGGAUACGGAGCUGCCCUCACAAAAGUCACAACCAACACGGAGAUCCCAUUUGGGUUACGUCAGCUUGCUGCUGUCUUGCUAAAGCAGUUCAUCAAACAGCAUUGGCAGGAAGAUGAAGAUAAUUUCGUGCCUCCGGUUGUUUCUGCCUCAGAAAAGGUGGUUAUACGGCAACUCCUCCUUACGUCAUUGGAUGAUUCUCACGGGAAGAUUCGUACCGCUAUUGGCAUGGCUGUAGCAGCUAUUGGGCAGCAAGAUUGGCCUGAAGACUGGCCUGAGUUACUUCCCUAUCUCUUAAAGUUAAUUGCUGAUCAAAGCAAUGGUUGUGGAGUUCGUGGAGCAUUAAGAUGUCUAGCUCUUUUAUCGGAUGAUUUGGAUGAUACAUGCAUUCCGAAAUUGGUGCCAGAACUUUUCCCUUCAUUGUUCAGUAUAAUAUCAUCUUCUCAUCUGUACGAAAACUCUCUUUGUGCAAAGGCCCUUGCAAUAGUCCAUUCAUGCAUCUCCAUGCUUGGAUCAAUGAGCGGUGUUUAUAAGAGAGAAACAAUCUGUUUGAUGAAUUCGAUGCUUGACCCACUCAUGGAGCAAUUCUCUAUAAUUUUAAAUUCACCGAUGCAGUCCCAUAAUCCUGAUGGCUGGAGCAUGCAGAUGGAGGUGCUGAAAUGUUUACUUCAGCUUGUCCAGAACUUUCCUAAGCUACCUGAAGCCAAAAUCUCUGCUGUUCUUGUCCCAUUAUGGCAGACCUUUGUCUCAUCUUUCAAGGUCUAUCAAUUGUCAAUGAUUCAAUUUUCAGAGGAUGUGGAUUCUGUUGGUUAUGAUUCUGAUGGUAGUGAAAGAAGUCUGGAGUCUUUUGGUAUUCAGUUAUUUGAGCUAUGGACAUCACUUGUGGGGAAUUCACGGUUAGCAAAGGUCAUUGCUGGAAACAUUAAGGAGCUAGCAUAUUAUACUAUAGCUUAUCAGCAGAUAACUGAAGAACAGUUGCAAAACUGGUCACGUGAUGCUAACCAGUACGUUGCUGAUGAGGACGAUGUGACUUAUAGCUGUCGUGUGUCUGGAUCUCUUUUGUUGGAAGAGAUAGUUACUGCUUAUGAUGAAUAUGGAAUUGAGGCAGUUUUGGAGGCUUCACAGAUGCGUUUUCGUGAAUCACGUGAACUAAAGAAAGCGGGUUCUACUGACUGGUGGAGACUGCAUGAAGCAUCGUUUUUCGCUCUAGGUUCACUUUCAGAACAGCUCUGUGAAGCACAGGAUUCUGGUUACAACGUGCGAGAUUUACUUGAGCAGAUGGUAACUGAAACUGUGGGAACAGAGGUGCACCAAUACCCGUUUCUUCAUGCACGUGCAUUCUCCAUCCUGUCUAAGUUUUCUUCAGUGAUAAGUAAGGGAAUCUGUGAACAAUAUCUAUGCAGUGCAGCUCAUGCAAUUGCCUCAGAUGUGCCUCCCCCAGUUAAAGUUGGUGCUUGUAGGGCACUGGCCCAACUUUUGCCAGAAUCGAACCAGAGCUUGGAUGUGCCCAAUAUUAUGGGCAUACUCUCAUGUCUUGUUGAUCUUCUGGGGAAGGCAUCUGAUGAAACACUGCAUCUUGUUCUAGAAACCAUCCAAUCAGCCAUCAAAUCUUGUGGUGAACAGUCAACAUUAAUUGAGCCAGUGAUCUCUCCUAUCAUCCUAGAUAUCUGGGCCCAACACAUUGCUGAUCCAUUCAUCAGUAUCGAUGCUGUGGAAGUGCUAGAGGCCAUCAAGAAUGCUCCUGGAUGCUUAGAACCACUCGUAUCAAGGAUCCUGCCAACAAUUGGGUCCAUUUUAGAAAAAUCCAAGAUCCAGCAGGAGGGACUUGUUGCAGGUUCACUGGACCUAUUGACAAUGAUACUGAAAAAUGCUCCAUCGGCUGUGGUUAAGGCAGUUUUUGAUACAUGUUUUACAUCUAUUAUUCAAAUUGUUCUUGAAAGUGAUGACCAUGGAGAGAUGCAGAAUGCGACAGAAUGUUUGGCAGCAUUUAUAUCAGGUGGACGGCAAGAGUUGCUUCUUUGGGGUGGUGGACAAGGACAUACACUGAAGAUGCUACUUGAUGCAGCUUCAAGGCUUUUAGAUCCAGUGUUGGAAAGUUCAGUAUCACUAUUUGUCGGGAGUUAUAUUUUACAACUUAUUAUACAUCUGCCUUCAGAACUAUCUCCCCACUUUCCUGAGCUUACUGCUGCUAUUGUGAGACGUAUGCAAUCCAGCAGCAUUACUGGAUUGAAGAGCUCUCUUGUUGUUAUAAUAGCCAGACUUGUACAUCUGAGUGCACCAAAUGUUGAUCAGUUUAUCAACCUCUUACUUGCAAUUCCUGCCCAGGGGUACAACAAUUCAUUUGCUUAUAUUAUGUCGGAAUGGUCACAAAUACAAGGUGAAAUUCAGGGAGCCUAUCAGAUAAAGGUUACAACCACAGCAUUAGCUCUUCUCAUAUCUACUCGUCAUCCUGAGCUAUCUAGGAUUGAAGUCCAAGGGAAUAUUAUUAAGACUAGUGCAGGUAUAACCACACGGUCAAAAGCUCGGGUGGCUCCUGAUCAGUGGACCAAGAUUCCACUCCCAGCUAAGAUCUUCUCACUGUUAGCAGAUACUUUAGCUGAAAUCCAGGAACAAGUUGUUGGUGAUGAAGAUAAUGACUAUGAAGAGGAUAGUGACUGGGAAGAGAUUCAGAAUGGUGAUCCCAGUAUUGCACAUGAUAUGAUAUACUCAGCAUCAGUUCCUUCCAAUGCAAACCCAUCAGUUGAGCAUCUAAAUGCAAUGGCAAAAGUUUUUGAUGAGGAUGACGACGGAAGUUAUGAUGAUGACCUGGCAAAAGCUGACUCUCUUAAUGAGGUGAAGCUAUCGGACUUUCUAACAAACAUCUUUAUCAAACUGUGGGAGAGUGAUCGACCGCUUUUUGAAUAUCUUUGCCAGGCCCUAACAGAUUCACAGAGGACUGCUGUGGACAAAAUUUUGAGGAAGUAAAGCGCAUACAUGUUUGAGAUAUCUGGAUUGUUCCUUAUUUUCCACAUUAGCUAUUAUGAGCUUUGAUGCUUAGUAUAAAUUUGUUCAUUAUGAGAUUUGUGUGCAAUGUGAGCCUGGUCCUAGAAAGCUCGAGUUGGCGGGGCGGUGUGGUUUUGUUAGUAUAGGUUUAUGUACCCAAAUUAGUAUAGAUCACAAAGUGAACCAACUUAGAACAUUCACAAAUCUGUCAUCCGUGUGUUCAUUUGACUUGUCGGGUGGUGGAUUAUUCAUUGUAACCGUAUGUCCUUUUGUGAAAGAAGCCCGAAUGUUGUUUCGCAACGGUAGACCUUUUUCAGUGUUUUCACGUCA